AUGAAUCACCGAGGGAGAGUCAGUCCUGGAACUGCAGCUCCAGCAGAAGAGAGAAGCUGCUCCUGGCUGAACCCCUGGGUCUUUCUUGUUUCUGUCCUUGCCAUCAAAACUGCCUUUGUAACCAUCUGCCUUGUUGUUUUCCUUCACGGAAGCUAUGGCCAGUACAAGACUCUGCUCCAGAACGCUACGGGGUGGUGCUGCGUCCCCAGUGUAUCUGCAGGCAAAAAGGAAAGCUGGACGUGCUGCCCAAAGGGCUGGAAACACUUCCAAAAGAGCUGCUAUUACGUGUCAGAUGACAAGAUGCCCUGGGCUGAGAGUGUGCAGAACUGCACUGGGAUGGGCUCCCACCUGGUGGUGAUCAACAGCAAAGCAGAGCAGGAGUUCCUCUUCAACUUGGUGAAAGGAGUAUUUACUAAAGCCUAUGAAACAAAAUACUACAUAGGCUUAACUGCUUACGAAAAUGGGCAAUGGCAGUGGGUGGAUCAGACUCCAUAUAAGAAGGCAGCCACGUUCUGGAAACCCGGGGAACCCAAUUUACUCUUUGCAGAAAAAUGUGCUGCAAUUCAUGUCAAGGGAAACACAGACGCCAACACUUUCAGUAACUGGAAUAACAUCCUUUGCUUCACAAGUUGCUAUCGAAUUUGUGAACUGGCAAUCAAAUUUAUCUGA
Aptenodytes forsteri (emperor penguin) is the source of this 669-nucleotide messenger RNA. Its product is annotated as C-type lectin domain family 4 member E. Lineage: Eukaryota; Metazoa; Chordata; Aves; Sphenisciformes; Spheniscidae. The record is from RefSeq and is a predicted model, not a curated record. The transcript has 6 exons. The coding region runs from base 1 to 669 and encodes 222 amino acids.